CUGGUGACGAGGCUAGUGAAACGCAAGGCCGUAGCGGACAGAUCAGAUUGCGGGAGACAGUCCGGCAAACAUGGGUGACCUGCUGGCAGAACUUCUCGCCCAGAACGACAAACCGGUAUCGUAUGCAGACAGACUGGAGCGUGCCCGGGACAUGAUGCGGACCCGGAGAAGGAGACAGGUGUUCCAGCUACUCGGCAGGGAGAUCUCGAUCUGGGAGAGCGACGUGGGAGAGGAGACGGACCUGGCCAUCGGGAAGCGCCUCUGGCCCGGGGGAGUGGCGUUUGCAGAGUUUCUGGAGUCGGAGAAUUUCAACAUGUCGUUUGAAGACAAGAAAGUGAUCGAGCUCGGAGCCGGGACGGGACUCGUGGGGAUCGCGCUGAGCUUUCUGGGGGCUGACGUGACCUUGACUGACCUUCCUGACAUCAUUUCCUACACGGAAGAGAACGUCCUACUGAACACCGUGGACAACGACACGCCACUGUGUAAAUACACCCCGCAGGUGCGCCCCCUAACGUGGGGCCGGGACCUUGCAGCCUACCCCAGGAACGACCCACGAUAUGACUACGUCAUCGGAAUGGAGUGUGUGUACAUCGAGCCCGUUUUUGAUGACCUCAUCGCCACCAUUAAACACUUAAGCACCGAGAACACCGUAAUUCUGAUCGGCUAUCACGUCCGGAUCAAGAAAAGAGAGGAGAAGUUCAGAAAACUGUUCUUCGAGAACUUCGACGUUCUGGGCGAGUUUGCAGUCAAGGGUCCUGCGUUCACUGUUCUUAUGGCUAAAAUUCUACCGGGGGAAAACAUAUCGUGAAGAACUCGUCUUCCUGUAUGAUAUGUAAU
Messenger RNA from Branchiostoma belcheri (Belcher's lancelet), 837 nucleotides. RefSeq names its product protein-lysine methyltransferase METTL21E-like. Gene Ontology annotation, cellular component: cytoplasm; cytosol. The transcript is spliced from 5 exons. The record is from RefSeq and is a predicted model, not a curated record. NCBI's taxonomy places the organism in Eukaryota, Metazoa, Chordata, Leptocardii, Amphioxiformes, Branchiostomatidae. Gene Ontology annotation, biological process: peptidyl-lysine methylation. Bases 71 to 808 code for a protein of 245 amino acids. Gene Ontology annotation, molecular function: protein-lysine N-methyltransferase activity.